AUGGUCGACGCACUAGUACCUCUGCCUGAGAUCGAGAAGUUGAGCGAUCGGGUUAUUAGAGUGCUUGGUGGUAACCCGGGCAAGGUAAGCAGUACGAAUACUUAUGUCGUCGGUCGAGGUGCAUCCCGACUCCUCAUCGACACGGGCGAAGGCAGACCCCAGUGGAUAGCCUCCGUCAAGUCGCUGCUCUCAAAGGAGAACAUUGCAAUCGAAAAGGUACUCUUGACACACUGGCAUCUUGACCAUAUCCAAGGAGUCCCUGAUCUCCUCGAGCACGCUCCUAACACCAAGGUCUACAAAAAAGAUCCACACAGCGACUGGCUCCCCAUAGCCGAUGGGCAGAAGUUUGAGACCGAGGGCGCGACAUUGCGUGCGUUCUUCUGUCCUGGACACACCACCGACCAUAUGGCCUUUGUGUUGGAGGAAGAAAAUGCCAUGUUCACGGCCGACAAUGUGCUGGGACAGGGCACAGCGGUAUUCGAGGAUCUAGCCACAUACAUGAACAGUCUCGAUGCCAUGUCAAAGCAGUUUGGCGGUCGUGCAUACCCCGGUCACGGCCCUGUUAUCGACGAUGGUCCAGCAAAGAUCAAGGAGUACAUUAGCCAUCGUAAGCAGCGUGAGCAGCAGGUCUUGGAUGUGCUGGCUGCGGAUGAGAGUGGGUUGGGGUUGUCGUCGAUGGACAUUGUCAAGGUGAUAUACAAGAACUAUCCAGAAAGCCUCUGGGAGCCGGCUGAGAGGGGCAUCCUGCAGAUCUUGAACAAGCUGAAGCAGGAAGGAAAAGUUACUGGUGACAAGACCUGGUCGUUGAGUGGAAAGUCUAGUCUCUAA
Bipolaris oryzae ATCC 44560 is the source of this 828-nucleotide messenger RNA. RefSeq lists its product as uncharacterized. Lineage: Eukaryota; Fungi; Ascomycota; Dothideomycetes; Pleosporales; Pleosporaceae. The record is from RefSeq and is a predicted model, not a curated record. The transcript has 2 exons. Gene Ontology annotation, biological process: secondary metabolite biosynthetic process. Bases 1 to 828 code for a protein of 275 amino acids.